Messenger RNA from Camellia sinensis, 2038 nucleotides. Its product is annotated as protochlorophyllide-dependent translocon component 52, chloroplastic. Lineage: Eukaryota; Viridiplantae; Streptophyta; Magnoliopsida; Ericales; Theaceae. The record is from RefSeq and is a predicted model, not a curated record. Gene Ontology annotation, molecular function: 2 iron, 2 sulfur cluster binding; chlorophyllide a oxygenase activity. Gene Ontology annotation, cellular component: cytoplasm.
UUUGUUGGUUAAUUUCGAUCCACAAAGCCAAUUCACUCACCUUGUCAUCUAUCUCUCUCUCUCUCUCUCUGUAUCCACACUCUUACAUUUAUAGUUUUGAUCUUGGAACACAAUAAUCAAAACCUUGAUCUAUAUUCUAAAAAACAAGCUGCCAUGGAAGCUCUAGCUUCCUCGUUUUCUUCAUUUCAAUUCACAACAAUCCCAACAAGAGUACCCAGAAUCCAACUUGACAAACCCAUGUUGAAUCAUCUUCCAUCAUCCAAUCAACGACUAUCCAAUUCAUCUCUCUCCUCAAUCCACAAGAACAAAGCGGAAUUCAGGCUUUUUACAGCUACAUCUUCUUCUUCGACUGUUUCAACUGAAUUCGCCGACCCAACUGAAGAACAAGUUGAAAUUGACAGCCAAGGAGAGAAAUUCGACUGGUAUGCACAGUGGUAUCCGGUUAUGCCGGUCUGUGAUCUUGACAAGAGGGUCCCUCACGCAAAGAAAGUGAUGGGUCUCGAUGUAGUGGUGUGGUGGGAUAGGAAUGAGAGUGCAUGGAAGGUGUUUGAUGAUAUGUGCCCUCAUAGGUUGGCUCCAUUAUCUGAAGGAAGGAUUGAUCAGUGGGGGAGAUUGCAAUGUGUGUAUCAUGGUUGGUGUUUCAAUGGCUCUGGUGAUUGCAAAUUCAUUCCUCAGGCACCCCCAGAUGGUCCUCCUGUUCACACAUUCAAGAAAGCAUGUGUAGCUGCUUAUCCAAGUACAGUUCAAAAUGACAUCGUUUGGUUUUGGCCAAACUCUGAUCCUCAAUACAAAGAUAUCCUCUCAAAGAACAAACCCCCAUAUAUACCAGAACUGGAUGACCCAUCAUAUACCAGGUUGAUGGGAAAUAGAGAGAUACCAUAUGGGUAUGAGGUUUUGAUUGAAAAUCUUAUGGACCCAGCUCAUGUUCCAUAUGCACAUUAUGGAAUAAUGCAAACUCCACGACGAAAGAACAGUGUUAAGGCUGAUAGAGAAGGGGGGCGACCACUGGAAAUAAGUGUAAAGAACCUAGACAUCAAUGGUUUCUUUGCAAGACAGGAAUGGGGUCAUAGCAAAUUUGUCGCACCUUGUAUUUUUAGUGCAUUUACCCCUCUUGUGGCUGAUCAAACUAAUGGAUCCGUGUCAUCAGCUGGAACCAAAGAGGAGCCAUCGUCAAAUGUGCCACAACGAAGAUUUCUUCUAAUUUUUAUCUGCAUUCCAGUUAGUCCGGGUAAUAGCAGAUUGAUAUGGACCUUUCCUAGAAAUGUUGGAGUUUGGAUUGAUCGAGUUGUUCCACGAUGGAUGUUCCAUGUGGGUCAAAACUUAAUUCUAGAUUCGGAUUUGUAUCUUCUUCAUUUGGAGGAACGAAAGAUAAUGGACAUUGGCCCUUCCAAUUGGCAAAAGGCUUGUUUUGUUCCGACAAAGUCAGAUGCCCUAGUCGUUAGUUUUAGAAGGUGGUUAAACAAGUAUGCAGGUGGUCAAGUUGAUUGGGGAACCAAGUUCAGCGGAGCCCUUCCUCCUACUCCUCCUAGAGAACAGCUAUUGGACAGGUAUUGGUCCCAUGUGGUGAAUUGCCGCAGUUGCAAUGUCGCAUAUAAAGGUCUCAACGUGCUUGAGGUCGUGCUGCAAGUCAUGUCCAUUGCUUCUAUUGGGGUUGUUGCUGCAGCUAAGCAGAAUAUGCUAUCAGCAGCUGCAAGGAAUACUCUCAUCUUCUUCGCAGUGCUAAGCUUUGUGGCUUCGAGGUGGUUGGCUCACUUUGUCUACAAAAAUUUCCGUUACCAUGACUACAACCAUGCCCUACGCUGAGUCUUAUGUUUCAGUCACAUAGUUGGAACUCUUUUAACUUUAUGAAUCUUUUCGCUUCUGUAUGAAGGAAGUUCUCUGUCUGUCUUGCUGAAAGAAGGUAAUGUAAACAUAAUGACAGUUAUCUGUUCACACACUUAUAAUAAGAUCAAUACACACUUAUAGUUUAUGUCACAAACAUAUUGAGGAACUACCAAUUGGUGAGUUCUUGUUAAGUUAAUUUGUCAGCUUGCUGCUC